Messenger RNA from Leucoraja erinaceus (little skate), 517 nucleotides. RefSeq names its product 5-formyltetrahydrofolate cyclo-ligase-like. Gene Ontology annotation, molecular function: 5-formyltetrahydrofolate cyclo-ligase activity. The record is from RefSeq and is a predicted model, not a curated record. Gene Ontology annotation, biological process: tetrahydrofolate interconversion; folic acid-containing compound biosynthetic process. Gene Ontology annotation, cellular component: mitochondrion. The transcript has 2 exons. Bases 65 to 337 code for a protein of 90 amino acids. Lineage: Eukaryota; Metazoa; Chordata; Chondrichthyes; Rajiformes; Rajidae.
GGAAGAACAAACCUGUACAAAAUAUUCUCGGCACGUCCUCAGUGUUACCCUCUAUAAUCAGAACAUGAUGUCUUUACUCUUCUUUAUUCUUCUACUCAGAUCUUCCAAUGAAGGAGGCCUUGAUCUGAUCCUGAUGCCUGGACUGGGGUUCGACAAACAUGGCAACAGAUUGGGAAGAGGGAAGGGUUACUAUGACACUUACCUGGAGCGUUGUCUUAAGCAUCCAAAGGGCAAACCCUACACAAUUGCCGUGGCCUUCAAGGAGCAGAUAUGUGAUCUGGUGCCUGUGACUGAAAGCGAUAAGCCAAUUGAUGAAGUAUUGUAUGAGACAUCGUAGAUGAGUUCUUUGGAUCCUGGUGAAUUGGACAGAAAGAUCAUUCUAAAUAAAGGACAGCAAUUAUCCAUGAACGCUGAAAAGAAUAAUCAUUUAUGAAGAGGAAAAUCAUUUAAUUUGACUUUCUGCUAAUCAGUGGCGAAGAACAUUGAUGACAACAAUUAUGAGAAAUAGAUUUUACCC